UUAAAUCUCGUAUGGCUACUUACAGAUACGAUAUAAUUUAAAAGAUUUCUAACAGUGCGAAUAAUAAUUUCCUUCUACAAGUUGCUCUGUAUGAGCGAAGAACGGAUCGAAAGUGAACAGGAAUUUGUGCGUGGAAAAAGUUUUAGAAAUAAAGUGAGAGAGUGUAUUUGAGACAACGUGCAUGUCCUUGGCGGCACUACAGGAUGGAGACUCGGUUGCAUCAACUUCCGCCUUGUAUUUUAGAGCAUUUCCAUUUCCUAAAUGAUCUGAAAUAUCCCGUGUUAAUACGACAGCAUCUGGGAAAUUGGAUCAAAGAUAAUUUGCACAACGCGCCAACUUAUACCAACAACAUGCAAUCGAUGUAUGAACUUGAUGCUGCCAAGUUUUUCACUGCUCUCGUCAAUGAAGUAGACCAAGUAUCAGCUAAUCUUCCAAAUAAGAGGAAAUGUCUUCUCUGUAGGUCGGCCAUUAUGCUUCGAGACCAAAAUUUUCAAAAUUUGACUCAAUUAUAUUUGAAACUUUUACACCAAAUACAACCAAAUUGCGAAAAAGGUUGUAAAACAGAAUAUACGAUUGCGCAAACUUCGUCGGAUGGGCAACAGACCGAUGUGUUAUAUGGGUUACAACAGCUUCAGGUAAUGGAGCGAAACAAUUGGAAGGAAACACACCAGCUCACACAGGAAUGCGAGCAUUUGUUGCAAAGGCAAGAUCACGUCCAGCGACUAUCAAAUCAGCGAAGCCAUAACAAACGAAUUCAGUGCUAUAGCCUGAAACAAAGAUCUCUUGUAGAUGCAUUCCAGAAAACAAUACGAAAAGCCGAAGAGGUGCUGAACUUGGUGUAUAAUAAGUAUAUCUUCGAAUGGCAGAAAACGCAAAUGUUUCCGGAGGUCCGUUCGACAAAUGCGUACAGUCUGGAUGAAAUACAAACAUGGUAUGAAAGUUUAGCAGCGAUCAUGUGGAACACGAAGGAUCAGAUACACUUGACAAUGAAAAGCCAGUUACGAGAACAUGUCUCACAAGAAAUCAACUCAGACCUGUGGAAGGUUAUGACAGACGUGAAGGAUUUCAUAAAGUUGUUGCUACAUAAAGCAUUCAUAGUUGAAAAUCAACCACCGCAAGUGAUGAAAAUGAACACACGCUUUUGUGCAACCGUUCGCCUGCUUAUCGACAAUGCGCUCAUUAUGAAGAUAGGAAACCCGAAAGUAACGGUGUCCAUCAUUUCCGAGACUCAAGCACAAAAAAUCCAAAGUACGAACGCUGCCGCAGAUUGCUCAGCUGGUGAAAUCGAAAAUAACAUUGGAAAUCUGCAGUACCAAUUGAGCAAUAAAUUCCUAGCGAACCUCAGUAACAUGCGGCUGAAAAAGAUAAACCGCGGCAACAGGAAACUAAAUAAACGCGUGGUGGACGAGAAGUUUGCUCUUUUGUUCCAGUCAAGUUUUACCUUGGAACAGGAAGAGCUGACAGUUACCGUGUGGACAUUAUCACUUCCAGCAGUGGUAAUAGUACACGUAAAUCAGGAACAACUGGCAUGGACAACCAUUAUCUGGGACAACCUAUGUGCAAAAGCCGAUCGCAAACUAUUCGAGGUACCGAAUCUAAUACCCUGGAAUAGACUGGUCGAAGCAAUCAGCAUGACAUUUAGUGCACGGGUAGGUCGUGGUUUGACCGAUGAAAAUAUGCAAUACAUGUAUCGUAAAGCGUACAAGGAUAAACUUUCGUUUUCAGUGUCAAACGACCAAAUGAUCAGCUUUGCCCAAUUCUGCAAGGAUACCACACCGGAAUGCAACUAUACAUUCUGGGAAUGGCUUUAUGCCGCACUGAAAAUAAUACGCGAUCACCUACAGGUUCUAUGGGUUGACAAUACCAUUAUCGGCUUCAUACACAAGUCUACCGCGGAAAAAUAUCUGGCUAAGUGUGUACCGGGGACCUUCCUGUUGCGGUUCACGGAUAGUGUACUGGGAGGGAUCAGCAUUGCCUGGGUGCACGAAUCCAACGACGGACAAAGGCAGGUUCUACAUAUUCAGCCAUUUACAGCGAAGGAUCUUGUCGUUCGUUCCCUAGCAAAUCGCAUCUGUGAUCUUGGUGAACUCACGUAUCUGUACCCAAAUAUUCCGAAGCAAGAGGCAUUCGGUCGAUACACAGCACCUGCAAUGCAAAAACCUCGUAGCAAACAAUAUAUUUCAGCAGAAAUGCGUACUGUGUUAAUAUUUGCUCCAAGUAGCAAUCAAAGCAGCUCCAGUAUGCUCCCAAAUGCUGAACAAUCGCCAAGUGCAUCAUCCAACGAUACGUUUUCCAACGAGUAUGUUCUUACAAACCUUGAUGAGAUCUACAAAUUUGAAAUUGAGAAUGAUGACAUGCUUUCGAUUCAGGAUUAUUGGGAGCAACAGUAAAAAGGAAACAUGAUGAAAAAUGGCAACGUGCGACCUAGAUUAGUGCUCGGAUUACUAUUUAGUGUAAAGUUACCUAAAAGGCAAGGAAAUAUGAACUUCAUUGCGUGUUUAUUUGAGUGACAUUACUUCACAGUUUAAACCUAACUUGUGAAGUUGCUUUUUUUUUUAGAAAAAUCUAAUCACGAUACAUUAAAUCGCUUAGCGAGAUAUUUCUUUAUUUAAGCUUAAAAAAGCUUAGUUUUUAAUCAUUACAAUAACAAAAAAAGAGUUUUUGUUGUAUGACACACACUUUAUAUUUCUGAUAAUCAUUAUGGCUUAAACCAAACAUAUAAGAAAACAAAGCUCUAAACGAUAUCUCAGUGAGGAUGUUUUCUAAAACAACAGCAAACAAGUAAAUGUAAAACAAAGAUAGUUCAAAUACUAUUUACUAAGCUCAGUUUUCUUAAUAUUAAGUUGAAAUCAAAUCACAUGUGUUUAGCUAUUAGACUUAACAAUCAUAAGUUCAUAUUAGUGCCAAUAUUGACUUAACCUUGAUUUAUGUAGUGUUUUAAGACAACUCUGAUCACGAUAAAUCGCUUAGCGAGAUACUUCUUUAUUUAAGCUGGGGUUUUACACAUUACAGUAACGAAAAAGUUUGUUGUUUUUUUUUACAUUUUUGAUAAUCAAAUAAAAUCAACGAUAUUGGUAGUUUUAUGGUUAAAACCAAACAUAUUAAAACAAAGCACUAAAUGUUUGCAGCAAACAACAACGCUAUGUCAGUGUAGCAAAUUUAUGAAAAAGAUAAUUUAAUUACGUUUCUUCUAAACAUAAGUUGUCAGUUUGGCUUUUUUUUAAAUCAAAACACAUGAACACUGUUCAGCUUCUUAGUCAUAAUGUAGUGCUUUAAAAAAGUCUGAACAUUAAAGAACAUGGCGAGAUACUUCUUUAUUUAGUUUGUAGUCUUCACAAUUACGAAAAAGUAUUUUUGUUACAUGACACAUUUUGUUCACUUUUUACAGUCAAAUUUAAUCACGAUAAUGGUAGUUGUAUGGCUUAAACCAAACAAAUAAACGGGUUCAAAGUGAGGAUGUCUUCUGCCAAAACUAGACAAAUCAAGAACUUUUCGAACUUAAGUUACAAAUUUUAAACUUUCUAUCUUCAUUUUUAAAUCAAAACACCUACAUGUUCUCAGGAAUUGUGCUUAACUUUAAAUUUAUUACCUUUGCUAGUGUGUUCGAGGUGAUAAUUUAAUGCUGACUCGAUGAUAAUAUCUACGAUCUUUCAUUAAUAUUUUCUGUUAAUCUUUGGGGUAUGCUUUUAAUAAUAAUUUGUUUGCCUUGAAACUUGAGGAAACGUCAGAGAACUUGCUAUUUUUUAUAAGUAUUUGGA
Messenger RNA from Anopheles arabiensis, 3758 nucleotides. Its product is annotated as signal transducer and transcription activator. Bases 204 to 2390 code for a protein of 728 amino acids. Lineage: Eukaryota; Metazoa; Arthropoda; Insecta; Diptera; Culicidae. The record is from RefSeq and is a predicted model, not a curated record. Gene Ontology annotation, biological process: regulation of cell population proliferation; regulation of transcription by RNA polymerase II; cell surface receptor signaling pathway via JAK-STAT. Gene Ontology annotation, molecular function: RNA polymerase II cis-regulatory region sequence-specific DNA binding; DNA-binding transcription factor activity, RNA polymerase II-specific. The transcript has 3 exons.